This is a messenger RNA of Rotaria sp. Silwood2, 900 nucleotides long. NCBI's taxonomy places the organism in Eukaryota, Metazoa, Rotifera, Eurotatoria, Philodinida, Philodinidae. The record is from the annotation of a GenBank genome assembly.
AUGAAAACAUUUGGUUUACAUCCAAUAAUAUAUUGGACAGCAAGAUUUUUUUUUGAUUUUAUUUUAACUAUAUUUUAUUCAUAUUAUCUUUUAUUUAUUUAUUCAUUAAAUGAUCAAUUAAAUCAAUUAAAUAAAAAUAAAUUUCAACAAAUUCUUUAUAAUCAAAAUAUUCAAAUUAAAUUUUUCUUUUAUUCAAUUACUUUUAUUAUAUCUGCUUCAACAUUACCUUUUAUUUAUCUUCUAACAAAAAUAAUGAAAAAUGAUAUAAUUGCUGGUUUAUUUAUAUUAUUAUUGUUAAUAUUAAUUGAAAUAUUUGAUUUAAUUCGUAUAAUAAUAAUAAUAAUGAUGAAAUAUUCAAUAAAAUUCAAUAAAUAUUAUUGGUUAUUAAAUAUAAUAUUUCCCUCAUUAAAUGGAAAACGUUUAAUUGGAAUAUUAUUAAUGAAUUUAUCAAAAAAUCUUUGUUAUUUAGUUGAAAAUGAUAAACAUAUAUUAUCUAAAAUGGGUUUAUAUAAAGAAAUAAAUAAAAAUGAUUUAUUAAAACAUAUAUUUAUUAGUUUAAUUCAAAUAAUAUUAUUAUUUAUAAUAUUAUUAUUAAUUGAUAUAAAUAUAUUUGAAAAUAAAAUAAUUAAUAAAAAAGAUAAUGAUGAUGAUUAUUUCAAUGAAGAUGAACUUGAUGAUGAUGUUUUAGAAGAAAGAAUUAAAUUAAAAUCUCUAAUUGAUUUCUCAUUAUAUCCAAUUGUUUUAUUUGAUAUUAUUAAAAAAUAUCGAAAUCAACAAUAUCCAGCUAUAAAUCAUCUUUCUUUUUCUAUUCAACAAGGAGAAUGUUUUGCUCUUAUUGGUUUUAAUGGAGCUGGUUUAAUAAUUUUUUGUCUUUUUUUAUUUGAUUANACCAAGACAUGA